AUGUUAAAAGUUAAAACAGAUAAUCUACUUCCUAAUGGUGGAUUUGAAUCUGGACCUGCAUUCCUGGGUUCUCCUGGGGAGGGAGUUUUACUAGUUUCCGACCCAAGUCUUGUAAAAUCCGCUCUACAGCAAUGGACCACAAUGGGAAAUGUUAAAUACAUAAACUCCAAAAACUUCUUCGAUCCAGAAGGCAAUGCUGCUAUCGAGAUUGUUUCGGGAGUCUUGGAAUACAAACAGCAAAACGAAUUUCAGAGGAUUCUAAUUAUAACUUGGAAUUCAUGCUGGGAGAUGCCAAUGACUCGUGCUCUUGGUGGGACCGGAGCAGCCAAGAAAUAUUCAAUGACAUUCAAGGGAGAGCCAAGUCCAACACCAAUUACCUUUCUCAGCUAUAAGACUACACAAUGGGAAGAUGGCUUGUUUUGUGGUCCAGUCAUUGAUGGUGUAAUUCUAAGUGCUUCUCAUGGGCACAAAUCCAAUCUGCAGCUAAUAUUUCUAUUUGCCUUUUCAUGUAGCCCUUCUACAAAUGAGCUAGUUACUAUGACCGCUCUUGCAGAACUAUUUAGAAACCAAGUUCAAUAA
This is a messenger RNA of Olea europaea var. sylvestris, 579 nucleotides long. RefSeq lists its product as uncharacterized. The record is from RefSeq and is a predicted model, not a curated record. Bases 1 to 579 code for a protein of 192 amino acids. The transcript has 2 exons. Lineage: Eukaryota; Viridiplantae; Streptophyta; Magnoliopsida; Lamiales; Oleaceae.